This is a messenger RNA of Anopheles maculipalpis, 1098 nucleotides long. RefSeq lists its product as uncharacterized. Lineage: Eukaryota; Metazoa; Arthropoda; Insecta; Diptera; Culicidae. The transcript has 4 exons. Bases 1 to 1098 code for a protein of 365 amino acids. Gene Ontology annotation, cellular component: dendrite; membrane; axon. Gene Ontology annotation, biological process: sensory perception of taste. The record is from RefSeq and is a predicted model, not a curated record.
AUGAGCCCACUAAGCAUACUCAACGUAUUCAAUCAUCUGUUUGUGUCCGUCAUUUUUGUCGAACAAUCGCCAAAAGGUUAUGUGACCGUAAGGCGCAAGCAUGUGUUCCGAAACAUACUAGUUCUUGCUGCAACAGUGGCGACCGUUAGCUAUCUCGGAGGGUCCCGAACAUUCCACAACUUUCGCGAUAUGGUUGGUACGGUGACAGAAAUUGUACAUCUCCUGAAGUACAGUAUCAACGCCGAAAUCAUGUACAUGAUACUGACCUGGAUGUAUCAAUACAGCAACAAAGUGAUUACGAUAUGCAAUAAAGCUAUCGCAAUAGACAACGCUUUGGAGCGAAUGCAAAAGCCAGACCAAGCUUGCGUUGAACGAAAUGUGCUGAUAAAAUCGCUCGUCGUUUUCAGCAUCCUGUUGCGAGCAUCAUUUUUGACAAUGCACUUAUUCCUGCAGUUCCAAUACAAUCUGAAGUACGAGGUGUAUGUAGUACUGCACUGCAGUGUGCUGGUCGAGCUUACUAUGGAUCUGCAGAAGAUUUUUCUGUUAUAUUUUGCUUACUACCUAGCAGCAAGGUAUCAAACCGUAGUGCGCUUACUAGCUAAGCUGGAUGUGGUAAAUCUAGAUAAGCUUGGUAACAUAUACGCUGAUUUAAGCAGUUUAAAAAAAUGUAUGUCAAAAACUUUCGGCAUACUACUGCUUGCCCUCAUACUACAAACAUUUAUAGCAUGCUCCAUUCAUGCGUACCUUAUCCUCACGCAAUCCGAUCAUUCUUAUCAAACAUUUGCAAAUGUCAAUCAACUUUUGAUAAACCUUUUGUUGUUUUACUUUUUGACGCAAUCUUAUGAUUCUGUUGAAGCUAAGGAAGCAGAGCUUAAAAAUGCCCUAAAAUCAAUGCAAUACAGAAACCUGCAAAAACAAACGAGAGACCAGAAGGACUUUUACGAUCUGGUCAAUCUGAAGCUAAUGAUGGAAUCGCCAAAAAUAACGGCUUGUGGACUGUUCGAAAUUAAUUUGCAGAUAUUUUACAACGUUUUUGCCGCCAUUAUAACGUACAUCGUCAUUUUAUUCCAGUUCCGGGGAUUUGAGAAAACACCGUAA